Messenger RNA from Oryza sativa Japonica Group (Japanese rice), 1658 nucleotides. Lineage: Eukaryota; Viridiplantae; Streptophyta; Magnoliopsida; Poales; Poaceae. The record is from RefSeq and is a predicted model, not a curated record.
GGUCCACAGCCCAUCGUCUCCCUCUCCAUUUCUCGUCCUCUCCUCUCUUACCUCACCUCGUUCUCUCCGCCACCGCCGCCGCCGCCUCCAUUCCUCCACCGCCGCCACCCCAAGACUUCCCCCCACCUUUAUAUAGCGGACCACCAACCCAUCGCCUGCGCGUCCUCCCGAGAAAGAGAGAGAGAGAGAGAGAGAUCCCGACCUCAACAAUGGCGGCCGCUUCCUCCCUCCACGCCGCCCCGCGGGUGGGAUCCUCCUCCUCCUUCUCCUCCUCCUCCUCCGCUGGCCGCAGAUCAGCCUCCGCGGCGAGGAGCGUGCGCGUGGCGGCGGCGGCCGGAUCGUGCGCGGCGCGGCGGGCGGGGGGAAGGAUGGUGGCGCGGGCCGCCGUUGCAUCCAAGGCGGAAUCGCCGGCGAGCGCGGCCUCCUCCAAGUCUGACGGUCAUGAGGUCUUACUGUUUGAGGCUCUUCGCGAGGCCUUGAUAGAAGAGAUGAAAGAAGAUCCAACGGUAUGUGUCUUUGGUGAAGAUGUCGGUCACUAUGGAGGUUCUUACAAGGUGACCAAAGGUCUGGCUGAGAUGUUUGGAGACCUACGAGUCCUUGAUACCCCUAUUGCUGAGAACUCAUUCACCGGCAUGGGAGUUGGAGCAGCGAUGAAGGGGUUGAGGCCUGUUGUUGAAGGAAUGAACAUGGGUUUCCUUCUCCUUGCUUACAACCAAAUCUCAAACAACUGCGGAAUGCUUCACUACACCUCUGGUGGCCAGUUCAAAAUCCCAAUCGUGAUCCGAGGUCCUGGUGGAGUUGGUCGCCAGCUUGGUGCUGAGCACUCCCAGCGUCUGGAGUCUUACUUUCAGUCGAUCCCCGGCCUCCAGAUGGUUGCUUGCUCUACCCCUUACAACGCCAAGGGUCUGAUGAAAGCCGCCAUAAGGAGCGAGAACCCCGUGGUGCUAUUCGAGCACGUCCUUCUGUACAACCUGAAGGAGAAAAUUCCCGACGAGGAAUAUGUUCUAUGCCUGGAGGAGGCUGAGAUGGUGCGUCCCGGAGAACAUGUUACCAUCCUCACAUACUCGCGGAUGAGGUACCAUGUGAUGCAGGCUGCGAAGACCCUGGUGAACAAAGGGUAUGAUCCCGAGGUCAUCGACAUCAGGUCGUUGAAGCCAUUUGACCUGCACACCAUAGGCAACUCUAUCAAGAAGACCCACCGCGUGCUGAUUGUGGAGGAGUGCAUGCGCACGGGCGGGAUCGGCGCCAGCUUGAGAUCGGCCAUCAUCGACAACUUCUGGGACUACCUUGACGCACCCAUCAUGUGCUUGUCGUCGCAGGAUGUGCCGACGCCGUAUGCUGCGCCUCUGGAGGAUGCCACCGUCGUGCAGCCUGCCCAGAUUGUGGCUGCCGUUGAGCAAAUAUGCCAGUAAUCUAGACAACCGUUUAUACAUUGUUCUUUGCGUGGAAAGUUUUUGUUCAUCGUUUUGCCCAUGUAGCGAGGUAUCCAUUGUGGUAUAGGCUUAUUUAUAGCCAUUUUUAUUCGUAUUCUGAGUUGUACUUUAGCUGCGAGGACAUGCUCCACAGGAUAUAUUCGUGCACUGUAUCAUGCUGAAUUCUAGGAUUUAAACAUGUUUUUACUGCAAGAAGAUUUUAUAAUGUUCGAUUAUCAUGAUUCA